GUUGUGGUAAAUAAAAAAUAAGGGUGAAUCCCACUUGCAAAUAUUCACAUUGCACUUGUAAAUUUUGCUUACAAGUGCGAUUUUUCAUACACAUUGUUUUAGCGGGUGCUUUUGUAGCUCUGGCAUAGUUUUAUUCAAGAAAUGUCCUGUUAGUGUAGUUGUGAUUUGAUUACUUUAACAAUGCAAUGAUGUGUCUUACAUAGUUUUGACAAAAGAAUAAAAAAAACAAAAGCGUGAUUAAAAGAGUUCAGCUAUCUGGGCUUCCGUAUUUUGAAAUUAGUCAAUUAGCUAUUAUCAUUGUUACAUUUUAGUAUUAUAUGUAUAAAGUAAAUACUGGUACAGAUGGAAACGGCUGUUUUUCUGAUGAUGUGUUAUCAAUUGUGUUAUGCUACCGUGAUAGCUAUAUAUAAUUAAUCAAAACAUAUCAACCCAAGAAGUUAAUAUAUACUUUGAGAAUGGCUAAUCCAAGCUAUUUUAGAUCAUGUUUACAACAUGGUAUAUACAAACAUGGGUUGUGGUUCUUCUAAAAAUACUUCCACUAUUGACACUAGCAACACAUUUGUUGAAGGUAUACAUCCCACCGUCAUCAAAGAAUGUAGUCUUCAACAUCUUCGUGAUCGACCUCUUAAACACAACAUGGCGUAUACAAAUGGACUUCUUACUUAUGAAAAAGCAUCUAAAUUGAAAUUAAAGAAUGUUAAUCAGAUGUGGGAUGCUGUAAAGCAAACAUCAGACACUAAUUCCAUUCAUGUUGAACCCAUAAAAAACCGCAAAGGCUGGAGAACCAUUCGAAUUUUUGUAUCAAGUACAUUUAAAGAUUUUCAACAAGAACGAGAAAUUCUAGUAAAGGAGGUUUUUCCGGACUUACGAUUAUGGUGCGAACAAAGAAAACUUCGACUUGUUGAAUGUGACUUGAGAUGGGGAGUACCAAAAGAUUCUACAACAGAAGAAACCAUCAAAAUAUGUUUAAGUGAAUUAGACCGCUGUUAUGAAGAUAAUGUUGCUCCCUUUUUUCUAAAUUUGACAGGGGACAGAGCCGGUUGGAUUCCUAAGUUUGGUGAUUUAAGUGAUAGCCUAGCUGCGCAAUAUGGCUGGAUAUACGGAUUAUCAGUGACUGAAAUGGAAAUUGUCCAUGGUGCUUUUAGAAAACUCAACCCAAAUGCACAGAGCUCUAUGUUUGUGCACAACAUCACCUAUAAACUGAAUAAAGAAUCACCUAUAAACCGAAUAGGAAUUCUAACAUGUAGAAUGAGAAAAAAUUGUCAGACAUUUCUUGACAAUUGGUCACGAUGUGUUCUUGGAAGAGACAAGUUAACUGAGCAGAUCAAAUCUUACAUUCAUUCAAGUAGCGCAGUAUCGUCCUUGCUUCUUGUUGGAAAUGGAGGGGCUGGAAAAUCUGCUGUCAUGGCGAAAUGUGCAAGUGAUAUAUUACGAUCUACCCAUUCAAAUGAGAAGGUGAAAUGGAGAGUAUUUUUUCAUUUUGUUGGUGCUACUCCUGGAUCAACUGAUCUUGCUUUUUUCCUGCAACGUCUUACUAAAGAAGUUAAACCAGAUAUGAAAGAUACUGCCAAUGAUUUGGAGACAUUGAUACAACUCAGCAACAGUUUGUUAUCAAAUCCGAAUACAAAACCAAUAGUUUUAUUCAUUGACGGUGUCAACCAGUUUGAUGAAGAUAAACAACAAUACUUAAGACGUUGGUUACCAGAUAAACUUUCUUCCAAUGUCCGUGUUGUUGUUUCCACGAUAGAAAACACAGAAAGUCAUCAUAUGUUUAAAAUGUGCAAACCUCAACCAAGUGAGAUUUUGUGUGGUGCAUUGGAUACUGAUUCUCGCAAGGAAAUCGUGAACAACUUUCUUAGUGUGUACAACAAACGACUUGAUGAGGAGCAGUUGGACAAACUUCUAGCUAAGGAAGGUUCGAGUAACCCGUUAUGGUUAUCAGUUGCAUGUGAGGAGCUGAGAGUGUUUGGAAGAUUUGAGGAACUUAUUGAGAAAAUAGAAAGUUUACCAAAUGAACUUAUUAGUUUGGAAAUGGAAGUUUUCUCUCGGUUUGAAGCAGAGUCUGGUGGUCCAUUGAUGAAAGCAACAUUAUGUUUACUUGAAGUUUCAAGGCAUGGUUUGCUUGAAACAGAAUUGUUAGCUUUACUUGGAGAUGACAAUAAUAUCAAAUGUCCUGAUUAUGUUGAGGGCUCUGCUCCUCCUAUAAAAGGCGAGGCUGAAUUCUUUUCAUCUGGAGCAGAAAAUAUUUUUCACGCUCGAAGAAUACACCGACAGAAAAGUAAGCAGGUGAAUUAUCUACCUGCUAGAGACUGGGCUAUUAUUUACCGUAACUUGAAACAACUCCUUAGACCAUGUGGAGAUCUUGGAGAAGGACGACUUGAUUUUUAUCACAGAUCUCUUAGCAAGGCUGUUAGAAGAAUGUAUUUCAAGGGAAGUGAGGAAUGCCGAACGCAUAUGUACACAUACUGGCAUGAAGUACUGGCAAAAUAUUUUGAAAACAAUCAUGAUGAUGUGGACAGAAAAGCAGAGGAACUUCCAUUCCAUUUGGAACAACUAAUGGACGAUAACAGAUUAAUGCGUUGCUUGCUAGACUGGCCGUUGUUCAAUCGACUUUACAAUGAAGAUUUUAGUAUUGAUUUGCUUGGAUCUUGGCAAAAGGCUGGUGGGUAUGCAGUUGCUGCAGCUCUCUAUAAAGAAUCUCUUUUCUUGUUAAAAGAAUCUGACAUGCCACUCUCUGAACUGGCUGAACAAAUGGAAAUGGUUGCCAUGUUUCUUAUACAAGCUGGACAAUACUCUGUCGCAUUGUCGUUGUUGGAAGAACGUCUUCAAUAUGAGAAAGAUCAACUCGGUGAACGCACAGAAAAAUUAGCAGAUAUAUAUCAACUGAUGACCUUAUGUAAAAGUGAGGUUGUGAAACAGCAUCCUCUCAUGUACAAAUACAUGUACCGAUUUCUUCAUAAAUCUCAACUCGUUGAACACACCAAAGUCGUCGAGCUGUUGAGAAAAACUAACGGUUACCGAAAAAAGUUGAAUGGUAAAUAUGGCGAGCAACAAAAGUUCAAGAUAGCGAUAAAUAACAUCCUUCUCUGCUUCCACCUGACCAUAAUGGCGUUGCUUGAUCCAACUUGUGCAGAAGAUUAUCGUAGCGAAGGUUUUCAAGUUAUCAAUGAAGCCAUGAAUGUGUUUGAAAAGAUCAACGAUCUUGGACAUUUAUCGGACGCCAUUAUGACAAAAACGUUUAUGAAUGCCAAUGCAAGUUUUGAGGAGAAAAAGAAGCAAUUAAAGCAAGCACUCGAGUUGUGUUUACGAGCAUAUGGUAAAGGCCAUCUGAUGUACAUUCGAUUAUGUCUGAGUAUUGGUCUUCUUCAUGAACAGAGUGGCGAUUAUUAUACCGCUUACGAAUACUUUUCCAGAUGGGAUAACGCUGCUAGAGAGGUUUAUGGACCAAAUCACAUCAAAACUAUCCGUUCCAAAGAAGCUCUGGACUCACCUGUUUAUAGAAGAAUAAAAGAAGAAAAAGAGAAAGCUGAAACAAGUUGACCUCUCAUGCAGGGUAGAGAAGCAUCGUAUGUUUUUAUUGACCAGUAGCUAUGGUUAGUAUAAGACAGCUUGUUAUCAUGGUUGGUUUGUUGUCACUGAUGUGAUGGUUACAACGUGAGCAAGGUUAAAAAUUUACAAGGUAAAGAAGUGAAGAUUUAAUCUUCCUGAGUAAUAGUGUGGUCACCCAAUGUUCACAGUUAUUGUGUUUACACUCCUGUGUGAGCUGUUUUCAACAACGGAAAUAAAAAAUCUUCGCAAAUCAAAAUGACGCAGUUAGUUAUUGAUAGAUCUUUUUGGUCAAACCGCCAAUUAAUUUUCUUACCUUUAAUUCUUUACCUUAAUUUAACUUAGUUGAUUUCGUAUUUUAUUAUCUUAAAGUACGAAUUUUUUGCCGAAUUUUUUUGUUAUUAAGAUGCCGAAUUUUUUGGAAUGUUUUUAAUACGUAUUUUAAUUUUAAGUUUUAAAUAUUUUUCAUGGAAAGUUAUACCAAGAAAAGGAGUUCCUGCACAACAUGCCAAGACCAAAUAUGGGUAAAAAAAUACUUUAAAAGAUCGCCGACUCACUCGUCGUUGCUUUGCAAUUAAAUAGUUUUUUUACAGAAAGUAUUUUUUUUUGUUUAUUUUUGCGAAUAGGCGCAAAAUCGGAAAAAUGAGUUUCGCAGUAAUUUUUUUUUUGCAUUUUUAUAAUACGCUUUAAAAGCUGUGGUAAUUAAUACGCGCGAGAAUCAAAUUAAUACGCGCAAGAAUCAAUGCGACCUAGAAGAAUUAAUACGCGCGGAAAUCAAUACACGCGAAAAUCAAUAAACGUGAAAAUCAAUACACGUGAAAAUCAAUACACGCGAAAAUCUAUACACGCGAAAAUCAAUACACGCGAAAAUCAAUACACGUGAAAAGCAAUACGCGUGAAAAGCAAUACGCGUGAAAAGCAAUACCAGCAAGAAUAAAUACACGCGAGAAUAAAUACGCGCGAGAAUUAUUACAGGCGCGAAUUGAUACGCGCGGAUAUAAAUAUACGCGAAAGUUUGUGCGUAUUUUUACUUGCAAAUGCAUUUUUAGACUGAAUUUACGACGUUUGCUGGCCACGUCACAAUUUUGACUUUUUAACAGGAAUACUUUUUUUUGUGCAAUAAUAUUUAUACAAUGUAUUUGAAAUUUUAUAAUUUUUUUUUACUGUUUUUGCUGCAACAAUGUAAAUAAUAUAUUUUGUGACGAA
Messenger RNA from Hydractinia symbiolongicarpus, 4752 nucleotides. Its product is annotated as TPR repeat-containing protein DDB_G0287407-like. The transcript is spliced from 22 exons. Gene Ontology annotation, cellular component: Cul4-RING E3 ubiquitin ligase complex. NCBI's taxonomy places the organism in Eukaryota, Metazoa, Cnidaria, Hydrozoa, Anthoathecata, Hydractiniidae. Gene Ontology annotation, molecular function: protein binding. The record is from RefSeq and is a predicted model, not a curated record. Bases 493 to 3540 code for a protein of 1015 amino acids.